Messenger RNA from Dendrobium catenatum, 1570 nucleotides. RefSeq lists its product as uncharacterized. Gene Ontology annotation, cellular component: plasma membrane. The coding region runs from base 135 to 1361 and encodes 408 amino acids. The record is from RefSeq and is a predicted model, not a curated record. Lineage: Eukaryota; Viridiplantae; Streptophyta; Magnoliopsida; Asparagales; Orchidaceae. The transcript is spliced from 4 exons.
GGGAAAGCUAGGGCGGGUGAGGCCUUGAAACCGGAGGAUCUCCACUAGAGAGUGAACUCUGAGAGCACCGGGAGAGAGGAGGGACGCAGAAUCGGGCAGCGGAGCGGGAAGAAAGGAGGAGAUCGAAGAGCGCGAUGGAUCGAUUGGCCGAGAAUCGGCGAAUGUGUGUUCUCCUUUGCAUUGUGAUGCUGUUCGCAUCAUUUCAGUGGGCUUCUUCGGCGAUCGAAGACGGUUCUCUUGAAAACGGCGAUUUUGAGGCGAUCCCGCCCGGCGGGUAUCCCAGCGUCGGCACGGGAGAGGGUGCCGCCGCCAUCCCCGGCUGGGAGAUCAACGGCACUGUCGAGGUCGUUCGCUCGGGCCAGCGCCAAGGUGGCAUGAUCCUCAUCGUUCCCCAAGGUGAGCACGCGGUCCGGCUAGGAAACGAGGCCGGGGUGAGCCAGGACGUGGCGGUGGAGAAGGGCUCCACCUAUGCCGUGACGUUCAGUGCGGCUCGCACUUGUGCGCAGCUUGAGUCACUCGACGUAUCGGUGGCCGCAGCGUCUUCCCAGACUGUUGAUCUUCAGACGUUAUAUAGUGUUGAGGGCUGGGAUACUUAUGCUUGGGCCUUCCUGGCCGGCAGCUCCGUCGGACACGACGGCGACGAUGGGGAGACGGCGAAGUUGGCUUUCAGAAAUCCGGGCAUGGAGGAGGAUCCCACCUGUGGUCCCAUUAUUGAUAACAUUGCCAUUAAGAAACUCUUCGUCCCCGACCGCGCCGAAGAUAAUGCUGUCAUCAAUGGCGACUUUGAAGAAGGCCCAUGGAUGUUCAAGAAUGCGACCCUCGGCGUCCUCCUCCCCACCAAUUUGGACGAGGAGACCUCCUCCCUCCCAGGCUGGAUAGUCGAAUCCAACCGAGCGGUUCGCUAUGUCGACUCCGACCACUACACCGUCCCUCAGGGUAAGCGCGCAAUCGAGCUCCUCUCAGGCAAGGAAGGCAUAAUCUCUCAGAUGGUGGAGACCAAGCCAAAUAAGCAAUACAACCUGGUCUUCACAGUGGGCUCAGCAGGAGAUUCCUGCCAGUCUCCUUUAGCAGUCAUGGCAUUCGCAGGCGACCAGGCGGAGAAUUUUCACUUCGCUCCGCUUGGUAACGCGACUUCCAUGGCUGCUAAUGUCAGCUUCACCGCCAAGGCGGAGAGGACCAGGGUGGCGUUUUACAGCGUGUAUUACAACACGAGGAGCGAUGACCAUAGCUCGUUGUGUGGACCGGUUGUUGAUGAUAUUAAGGUUUUAGGGGUAUCGAUGGCUGCGAGCAGGGCGGGGGGGUUGAGUUUAGCGAUUAUGGCGAUGAUGGUGGUGGUUAGUAUUAUGGCGAUGGGGAUCUGAUCUGAUCAGUCUAUAGAUUUGGUGUUUUGCAGUUUGCUUUCUAUGCAGAAAGCAGUAAUAUAUAGGUUGAAAUGCGUUUUAUUGAGUGGGAGGAAGUAUAAAUUUAGUGGUCUUUGAGUAUUAAGUGUGCAUUUAAAGCUUGUGAGCAAGACAUUCUCUAUAGCUGUUAUUAAGGUGUUUCAGCCAAUAUUUAUCUUUUUUUUUUUUUU